AUGGUGGAUAGAAUCGACAUGGCUUUGGACGACAUUAUUAAAGCAAGCAAAAAAGGAAGAUCAGGAGGCGGAGGGGCUGGAAGAAAGUUCGAUGUAAAAAAAUCUGGUCGCGGUGGUGGUGGUGGUUUUCGUAACGGCCGCUCAGGUGGUGUGUUGCGAGGCCGAAAUCGCGGCGUUGUAUCAAAGCCUACUAAUUACACAAGGGGUGAUGUAAACAGCACAUGGAAACAUGACAUGUUCAAUGACUUCAAUGAUAGGAAGAUACAAAGGACUGCUCCUAUCACAACGGGGCCAACUAAACUCCUUGUAUCAAAUUUGGAUUUUGGAGUUUCAGACUCUGAUAUUCAAGAACUAUUCUCAGAGUUUGGCAUUUUAAAAAGUGCAGCUGUACAUUAUGACCGAUCUGGAAGAUCAUUAGGAACUGCAGAUGUAGUAUUUGAAAGGAGAGCAGAUGCUUUGAAAGCCAUGAAACAGUAUAAUGGAGUACCACUAGAUGGGCGUGCAAUGAAUAUACAACUAGCAACAUCAGAAAUUAGUACAUUUAGAAAUGAAGAAAGAAGUAGACCUGUAGGUGGAGGACCUGUCCGUAGAAAUUCAAAUAGAGGUGGUGGAAACAGACCUCAAGGUGGUAGUGGUCGUGGAGGCGGUGGUGCAAGACGAGGUGGUCGUGGCAAUGGAGCGACACGUGGCAAACGACCUGUCCCUACAGCUGAACAAUUAGAUGCAGAACUUGAUGCUUAUGUUAAAGAAAUAAAG
This is a messenger RNA of Brenthis ino (lesser marbled fritillary), 756 nucleotides long. NCBI's taxonomy places the organism in Eukaryota, Metazoa, Arthropoda, Insecta, Lepidoptera, Nymphalidae. The record is from the annotation of a GenBank genome assembly.